Messenger RNA from Castor canadensis (American beaver), 357 nucleotides. NCBI's taxonomy places the organism in Eukaryota, Metazoa, Chordata, Mammalia, Rodentia, Castoridae. The record is from RefSeq and is a predicted model, not a curated record.
AUGGCUGACUAUCUUUUUCCGCGCAAACCCUGGGGCCCGGAGCAGAUGUGUCCUGACUCUGAUCCUGAAUCCGAAGGCCUGUUUGACAAGCCUCCCCCGGAAGAGUCCCCAGCUGCCCGCGCGCCCAAGUCGGCGGGCAAGAAAGCUGGUCGGCGCGCUGGAGGGAAGGCGCAGGGAGCCCGCGCUGGGCAGCCCCACAAGGUUGCCCCGCGCUCCCUGCCGGAGGAGGAGGCGCCUCCACUGGAUGAGGGCUGCUAUCUCGACCAUUUCCCGCACCUGUCCAUCUUUAUCUACGCGGCCAUCGCCUUCUCCAUCACCUCCUGCAUCUUUACCUACAUCCAUUUACAGCUGGCCUAA